Lingula anatina is the source of this 1494-nucleotide messenger RNA. RefSeq names its product potassium voltage-gated channel subfamily B member 1-like. Lineage: Eukaryota; Metazoa; Brachiopoda; Lingulata; Lingulida; Lingulidae. Gene Ontology annotation, molecular function: protein binding; voltage-gated potassium channel activity. Gene Ontology annotation, biological process: potassium ion transmembrane transport; action potential; protein homooligomerization. Gene Ontology annotation, cellular component: voltage-gated potassium channel complex; membrane. The record is from RefSeq and is a predicted model, not a curated record.
AUGAACAUCAUACAGGUGUCGUCUGCUGGAGCAGGUAUACAAAUCACAGACGGGAAGAUGCUGGAACUGGAGAGUUUUGGGGAAAACACGGCCCGACUUGAGAAACAGGCAACAAAUGCUUCACUUAAGUGUACACAAGUCAAACGAGAGGAGAUUUUUGACGAAAUAUCUUUUAAGAAGAGAGGAGAACGAGUCACCAUUAACGUUUCUGGCACCAGAUAUGUUACGACAUGGCGUACGCUGGCCAAAGUUCCUAAUUCACGCUUGGGUAAACUGACAGUGGACGACAUAGAUUCUGGAGAAAAUGACAUCUUCUUUGAGAGAAACCCGACCCUUUUCCCGUACAUUCUUAGUUUCUAUUCCACCGGCGAGCUUUCUUUUCCGCACAAUAUCUGCGGCGCGGCCAUGUUGAAAGAGUUAGAAUUCUGGCAGAUAUCAAGAUGUGCGUUGGCCCCGUGUUGUAAAGAAAUACUCCUGAAACAAGAGGCCAAGCAGCAGGAAAAUGAGACACUAGCCAAAGCCUUUGGCCUGCUAGAGUCACAAGAAAACAUCCGGUAUCAGACAGCUUGUGGCCGUUGGAGAGCAAAACUUCGAAUUUUCUUAGAUGACCCGACGUCGUCUAAAGGGGCGAGGAUUUGGCUGGUCCUUUACUUAAUGUGCACAGUACUCAUUUUCACCGUAGACGCCUUUGCUACAGUGAAGUCGCUGCGCAUUCCCACAUUUAACCCAUCCAUUUUUACCAGCGCCGCCAAUCUUAGCAACAAGGAAACCAUGUACCUUGCCACUUCGGAGCACAUUUUGCCCAUUGCUUUACGUUAUGCUACUUAUGUUUACUUCACUUUGGACAUAUUAUUGAGAGUCAUUUCUGCACAGAGCGCCAGACACUACUUUAAAUCUCUCCUGAACAUAGUCGAUGUUGUCUGGGUUGUGGUCAAUUGGUCCCUAAUCGCUGUGAGCAAUUUGUUAGGAGUAAAGUGGUUCUAUAUGUCGGCGUCAGAAGUACGGGUUUUCACUGGGCUGGUGAUGGUUGUCAUGCUGUUACGUAUAUUUCGGAUCUACCGCUUUGGUCAACAUUAUAUCCCACUGAGAGUUCUGCUGUUGACAAUGAAAGGCAGCAGCACGGAAGUGGGGCUUCUCUUUCUUUUGCUGUGCACUGGAGCCAUGGUGUUCGGGCCUCUCAUCUACGUAGCGGAGCUUGGCAACGACAACUCGUUCAUGUACAACAUCCUGAUUGGCUACUGGUGGGCCGUGGUUACCAUGACGACGGUCGGAUAUGGCGACAUCUAUCCUGUGGAUGUGCCAGGUUAUUUUGUGGGAAUUCUCUGCGUCAUCGCCGGGUUGGGGUUUAUCAGUCUCCCCAUGUCAGUGAUAAGCACUAAUUUUAGCAAAUAUCGUGAAUUUGCACGCACAUUCGGAGCUCGGAAGAGAAGCGCGCCCUUUAAUCCAGUCAAGGGCGAUCAAAUGGCAGAAAAUGAUGAAAAGCAAAACAUUUAA